GGAAAGCACAUUUUAGGAUACUUCCAGGUGCUUUUUUCGUUUCAGUGAAUUACAAUGUUUCCGGAAGCGCAUAGACUUGAACAUAAAUACGCGCACGCACAGAUAGCCUACAGUACAACUGUGUUUUUCCCCACCAUAAUUUGUGGAGAAGAUAGGCCAAAAGGCGUUAAAUUGUGCCGCACACUCACCUAUAAUGGGCACACACAGAAGUCCCACAGCCAGCAGCAUGGCUAAGCUGUUGCAAGAUUUACCGGCGACCAUUGUUUUUGUCUCAGGAGCGCUCUUCACCUGAGUGUGGAGGAAGAAGUGGGCGAAAGAGAAGCUAUAUGGCCCGGGAGGCGGACCCCGUGCAUCCAGCUGGGCCUCGGCGGCCCAUAGGGCUGGUCCAUUCUAAUAAUCCCCAACCCGCAGCUUCAACUGUUGUUCUUACAUGAUAUAUUGACGGAGUCUUGAAAUCCGGAGAUGGAGAAGGACGCGAGACCAUCCUGGGAUAACCCAAUGCAAUUUGUCCUGGCCUGUGUGUCAUACGCAGUAGGACUUGGAAACGUCUGGCGCUUUCCUUACCUCUGUCAGAUGCACGGUGGAGGGGGCUUCAUGAUACCUUACUUGUUGAUGCUGAUACUGGAGGGCAUUCCUCUGUUUUACAUGGAGCUGGCUAUCGGACAGAAGAUGCGCCUCGGAAGCAUUGGAGCAUGGAGCGCCAUCAACCCUUAUCUGGGGGGUGUGGGUAUUGCAAGUGUUGUAACGUCAAUGUACUUGUGUCUCUACUACAACGUCAUCAAUGCAUGGAGCUUCUGGUAUCUCUUCCAUUCAUUCCAGUCGGUGCUUCCGUGGGCUGAAUGUCCGGUGAACAGCAACCAGACAGGGUAUGUAGAGGAGUGUGAGCGUGCAACGCCGACUCAGUACUUCUUCUACCGGGAGACGCUAAACAUCUCUCCCACCAUCGAUGAGAAUGGAGGAGUGCACACAGGCCAGGCACUCUGUCUGGUCCUGGCCUGGAUGAUCGUCUACCUCUUCAUUGUGCGGGGAGUGAAGUCCACAGGCAAAGUAGUGUACUUCACGGCCACGUUUCCCUAUGUCGUCCUCUUCAUCUAUCUCAUCCGGGGAGUCACUCUGCAUGGAGCCUUGAAUGGUGUCAAGUAUAUGUUUACUCCUAAGCUGGAGCAGUUGGCUGACCCUCGGACAUGGAUCAACGCCGCCACCCAGAUCUUCUUCUCCUUGGGUCUGGGUUUUGGCUCGCUCAUCGCCUUUGCCAGUUACAACCACCACAACAACAACUUUGAGAAGCAGGCCAUCGUGGUGUCCUUGAUCAACAGUGGCACCUCUAUCUUUGCCAGCAUCGUUACCUUCUCCAUCUAUGGCUUCAAGGCCACCUUCAACUAUGAGAGCUGCCUGGGAAGGGUGAGGCUGUUGCUCCUGAACACCUUUGACAUGGCAGAGGACACCAUUUCCCUGGACAAUGUUGACUACUGGAUCACAGAGCUGAACCGCACCCAUCCAGACCAGUUUGCCAACAUGGCACCCAAGCUGGACACCUGUGAUCUGAUUGCUGAACUAGACACCGCUGUUGAAGGCACAGGUCUGGCCUUUAUUGUGUACAGCGAGGCUAUUAAGAACAUGCCUGCGUCCCAGCUGUGGUCGGUGCUCUACUUCUCCAUGUUGCUGUUGCUGGGCAUGGGCAGCAUGCUGGGCAACGUGACCGCCAUCAUCACCCCACUGCGCGACUUCAAAGUGCUGGCGCGCAACUUCAGCCUAGAGACCCUAAACGGCCUGGUGUGUGUGUUCUGCCUGCUGCUUGGCCUGGGCUUCACCACCCGCUCAGGGAACUACUGGUUCACCAUGUUCAACGAGUAUGGAGCCACAUUCUCCCUGCUCUUCAUCGUGCUAAUUGAGGUCAUCACUGUCAGCUACGUCUAUGGACUGAAAAGGUUUGAAAAGGACAUAGAGGACAUGCUGGGACAUCGGCCCAACUGGUACUGGAAGAUCAUGUGGGCAGUCGUCAGCCCCGUUCUACUCAUCAGUUUGUUCAUAUUCUACAUUGUUGACUACAUCCGUGGAGGCACACCAACAUACCAAGCCUGGGACCCAAUCCUGGGUAAGUCAGUGGUGAUGGAAUACCCCUGGUAUGGUCAGGCUUUCAUCGCCCUUCUGCUCCUCUCAUCUGUCUGCUGUGUGCCCGCCACAGCACUCUAUACCUUCUGCAGAAAGAAGCAGAAAGAAGCUAAAUCUGUGCCCCUCCAUGAACACACCGUCAGUGCCAUCUCGGGAGUUUAGAGUACCCGUAAUCUGCCCACACACACACACACACACACACACACACACACACAUACCAGCACACACAUGACUCAGACUGUGUGCUGCUUCACUGUCUGAACCCACCAGGUGACAUGAAGACCCUCUUUAUCUGGGAUAGCAACAGCUAGCACUCCAUUACAUAUGCACACGCUUGCAGCCACUCACUCAUCUCAUGUGGGCAUUUUCCUACUUCAGUUUUUAGUUGGGAGGGGGGUUGUUUGCCUCCUUUGAUGACUUUGUCUGGCAGAGGUUAGCUAGAAGUGCCAACAUUGCUUACAAAAUCUUUAGAGUUUGAACAGUAUACAAUGUCAAUUGAAAUUGAGGAACCAUAUAUUCAAUCUCUGCAUUAAUUGUAGGCUUCAACACACAAUUUUGUAUGCAUAUAUGCCAAAUGAAUUGAACAGUAUUAUGUUUCGACAUAUUUGUGUAAGGUGUUUAGCCUUCAAAAGAGGCUUAGAGGUUGUAUAUUAGAGGGAUAACUAUAGGAACAAUGGAUAUAUUUACUUUCUUUGCCAGGAAACACUGUAAACAUGGACAUCAGAUUUUAUACUGACCAUUGAUUGCCAAAUUUGAUCGAGAAAUACUGUGAAUGUAUAUUUUUAAUGUGAACAGCAUACCUGAAAAUGUCAGUAGUGUCAAAAUGUUAAAUAUUUGUACAUAGAUUUUUACAUUUGCAAAUUGUGGGAUGUAGCGUGCCAAAUCAUGUCAUAGUUAGAGAUUUGUAUAGUUUUAUAUCUAAGUUUUCUUUAUUGGAAUGAAACCAUGAACAAUGCAAAGUAACACUACUUUGGAAUAUAUGCCAACUCGUCUGCAAAGUGUAAUCAGCAAACCAGAUUUGUUUUUCCAAGAGGCUAAACCUGGUUACUUGCACUGACUUUAUCAAGGGCCAAAGAUAUAAAAUGCAUGGAAAGUGUACUACAGUAUAGAUCAUCUGGUGACCAUAUUGAUCACAAGAAAACUGCUUACAGGCCUUCCCAUCAUGUAAGGACAAAAAGGCAGUGAAAUCCUAUCCCUACAUCAUUACGAAUCUGGGCCCUUUGAUAAAAAAAAAAAUAAAAAUAAUAAUAAUUAAAAAAAGCUAUUUUGAUAUCUACCUGUGCCAAACGGAUUCAGAUUUGAGUUAUUUUUGCUACAGUGAAAGUUCUGGAAGUCUCUACAGCCUCCUGAACCAUUUCACCUGGAAAUCCUGUAGAGCCCUAUGGGGAAGAUGCUUAUACUAGGAGGUGUUUAUACUACUAAACUUUGCCAAGGGUGGAUUCAGGGAAAAAGCUUGGCAGUAUGCCACUGGGUAAACUGUUACGAUAGAGGACCGUAUGUGUAAGUUUGUGGAUCAAACAGUUAACAUAAGAUGGAACAUCUGUGCCCAGUUUGUACAAUCAAAGUACCAAAUUGGUAAUGACAUUUUAGAUGGAUUCUGUCAGCAGCCUUGUUUUAAAAGAGCUGCAUUUUAAGGCAAUCUCCUAGCUUAAAUGUAUGAGUAGAUGUGUAUAUUUGUAUCUGUAUGAAAUUAAAGGCUUUCAGUAGAAAUCA
Sardina pilchardus (European sardine) is the source of this 3825-nucleotide messenger RNA. Its product is annotated as sodium- and chloride-dependent transporter XTRP3-like. The transcript is spliced from 12 exons. Bases 463 to 2274 code for a protein of 603 amino acids. Lineage: Eukaryota; Metazoa; Chordata; Actinopteri; Clupeiformes; Clupeidae. The record is from RefSeq and is a predicted model, not a curated record. Gene Ontology annotation, cellular component: plasma membrane. Gene Ontology annotation, biological process: sodium ion transmembrane transport. Gene Ontology annotation, molecular function: L-proline transmembrane transporter activity.